Messenger RNA from Puma concolor (puma), 2261 nucleotides. NCBI's taxonomy places the organism in Eukaryota, Metazoa, Chordata, Mammalia, Carnivora, Felidae. The record is from RefSeq and is a predicted model, not a curated record.
GACAUGACCGAUAAUAGCAACAGCCAACUGGUGGUGAGAGCGAAGUUUAACUUCCAGCAGACCAAUGAAGACGAGCUCUCCUUUACGAAAGGCGACAUCAUCCACGUCACGCGGGUCGAGGAGGGCGGCUGGUGGGAGGGCACGCACAAUGGCAGGACCGGCUGGUUUCCCAGCAACUACGUGCGGGAGGUCAAGCCCAGUGAAAAGCCCGUGUCUCCUAAAUCAGGAACGUUGAAGAGCCCUCCCAAAGGAUUUGAUACUACUGCCAUUAACAAGAGCUAUUACAACGUGGUGCUACAGAAUAUUUUGGAAACUGAAAAUGAGUAUGCUAAAGAACUUCAGACUGUGCUUUCUACCUACCUGCGGCCUUUGCAGACCAGCGAGAAGUUAAGUUCAGCAAACAUUUCAUAUUUAAUGGGAAAUCUAGAAGAGAUAUGUUCUUUCCAGCAAAUGCUUGUACAGUCUUUAGAAGAAUGCACCAAGUUGCCAGAAGCUCAGCAGAGAGUUGGAGGAUGCUUUUUAAAUCUGAUGCCACAGAUGAAAACCUUGUACCUUGCAUAUUGUGCCAACCACCCGUCUGCAGUGAACGUUCUCACGGAGCACAGCGAGCAGCUGGGAGAGUUCAUGGAGACCAGAGGCGCCAGCAGCCCGGGGAUCCUGGUGCUGACCACCGGCCUCAGCAGACCGUUCAUGCGCCUGGACAAGUACCCCACGUUGCUCAAGGAGCUGGAGAGACACAUGGAGGAUUAUCAUCCAGAUAGACAAGAUAUUCAAAAAUCCAUGACUGCCUUCAAAAACCUCUCAGCGCAGUGUCAGGAGGUGCGGAAAAGGAAGGAGCUGGAGUUGCAGAUCCUGACAGAAGCCAUCCGGAGCUGGGAGGGAGAUGACAUCACGACCCUGGGCAGCGUCGUUUACAUGUCCCAGGUCAUGGUCCAGUGCGCCGGGAGUGAGGAAAAGAAUGAGAGAUACCUUCUGCUCUUCCCAAAUAGUUUGCUGAUGUUAUCUGCCAGUCCUAGGAUGAGUGGUUUUAUCUAUCAGGGAAAGCUACCAACGACAGGAAUGACAAUCACAAAGCUUGAGGACAGUGAAAAUCAUAGAAAUGCAUUUGAAAUAUCAGGGAGCAUGAUUGAGCGGAUCCUGGUGUCCUGCAACAACCAGCAGGAUCUGCACGAGUGGGUGGACCAUCUCCAGAAGCAGACAAAGGUCACCUCUGUCGGCAACCCCACCAUCAAGCCCCAUUCUGUGCCGUCUCACACCCUCCCCUCUCAUCCGAUCGCGCCAUCCGGCAAGCACGCAGACAGCAAGCCGGCACCCCUGACGCCUGCCUACCACACGCUGCCCCACCCCUCCCAUCACGGCACUCCGCACACCACCAUCAACUGGGGGCCUCUGGAGCCUCCGAAGACCCCCAAGCCGUGGAGCCUCAGCUGCCUGCGACCUGCCCCGCCCCUGCGGCCUUCCGCUGCUCUCUGCUACAAGGAGGAUCUUAGUAAGAGUCCCAAGACCAUGAAAAAGUUGCUACCUAAGCGCAAGCCUGAGCGGAAGCCUUCAGAUGAAGAGUUCGCCCUGAGGAAAAGCACAGCUGCUUUGGAAGAAGACGCGCAGAUCCUGAAAGUCAUCGAAGCUUAUUGCACAAGCGCCAAAACGCGGCAAACGCUCAAUUCGACAUGGCAAGGCACUGACCUGAUGCAUAAUCACGUCUUGGCUGACGACGACCAAUCAAGUCUAGACUCCUUGGGUCGUCGCAGUAGCCUUUCCCGUUUGGAGCCCUCAGACCUCUCGGAAGACUCUGACUAUGACAGUAUAUGGACAGCCCAUAGUUACAGAAUGGGUUCUACAUCUCGCUCACGCAAAGAAUCUGCUCCACAAGUUUUGCUUCCAGAGGAAGAGAAAAUCAUAGUUGAAGAAACUAAGAGUAAUGGUCAGACAGUGAUAGAAGAAAAGAGUCUUGUGGAUACUGUCUACGCGUUAAAGGACGAAGUCCAAGAGUUAAGACAGGAUAACAAAAAGAUGAAGAAAUCUCUGGAGGAAGAGCAGAGAGCCCGCAAGGACCUGGAAAAGCUGGUGAGGAAAGUUCUGAAGAACAUGAACGACCCUGCCUGGGAUGAGACCAACCUCUGAGGAGCAUCCUUGCCUCUUCCCAGCGAGGAGACCAGGCCCGGGUGAACACGUGGGACCGCGGGGGCAGGGCUGGACAAAAGUCAUCUUGCUUUCUGUGCACGGGAAAGCUGGAGUUGCUCACACAAAUAGAAACGGUUGCA